AUGGCGGCAACUGCGCGGCUGCCGCAGGAAGGGGCGGAGCCGAGCCGCCGCCUCGCGCCUAGGCCCGCGCCGGCUCGCGGGGCCCCGCCUCAGCCCGCGCCGCCCCGCCUCAGCCCGCGCCGCCCCGCCUCAGCCCGCGCCGCCGCGCGGCGUGCUGCUGCGGGGGGCUGCGCCCUUCUGUCCGCUCCCUGCGCCCCUCUGUCCGCUCCCUGCUCCCUCUGUCCGCUCCCUGCGCCCCUCUGUCCGCUGCCUGCUCCCUCUGUCCGCUGCCUGCGCCCCUCUGUCCGCUCCCUGCUCCCUCUGUCCGCUGCCUGCGCCCUCUGUCCGCUGCCUGCGCCCCUCUGUCCGCUCCCCGCGCCCCUCUGUCCGCUGCCUGCGCCCCUCUGUCCGCUCCCCUCUGUCCGCUGUCCGCUCCCCUCUGUCCGCUGCCUGCGCCCCUCUGUCCGCUGCCUGCGCCCCUCUGUCCGCUCCCUGCGCCCCUCUGUCCGCUCCCUGCGCCCCUCUGUCCGCUCCCUGCUCCCUCUGUGGCUCUUCGCGACCACAAAGCCCCCGGCCCUUGUCCCCUUGUCGUGCCUGCCUCCGGCGGGCUCCUCCCGAGCAGCAAGCGGCCUGGCGCCGGCCUUCCCCCAGCAGUCCGCGGGGACGCCUGCGGCCACGCCCCCAGCGCUCCGCCGCCCUCCGGCGGCGCGCACAAGAUGGCGGCGCGGGGCGACACGGCGGUCACGUGAGGCGCGCCGCCGCCCGCCCCGCCCGCAGCCGUACGGACACGGGGCCGACGCCGCCGCCGCCGCCGCUCCGGGAGCCGCCCGCACGCCCUCCUGCCCGCCCGGCGGCCCGACCCGCCGCGGCGCUCCGCACCGCACGGUGAGCAACCGCACGGUGAGCAUCGAGGGGCGCUGCCACCCGUGCCGCCGCCUCAGCGUGGGGCCGGGCGCCGGGGGCCGGCCUGAGCGCCCGGGGUGGCGGCGGCAGUGGUGGGACGGAGCGGGGGUGACAGCCGGGCCGGGGCCCGGCAGGGAGGGGUUGUGUAGCGGCCGGCGCAGAGCUGCGGCUCAGGGGUCCCGGCCGCUCAGCUCCGGUGUGGCCCUUGCAGCCCCGGGGGAUCCGCGGAGGGUGUCCAGGCCCGCAGGGGCCACUCUGCUCCCCUCAGCUGUGGGGGCUGCACACCCCGCAGCCCCGGAGGCCUUAGGGAGCUCUGGAUCUCGGGGGUACGUGGGACCCUCGGGCCCGGGGGCACCGUGGCUCCUGGCACUGAGGCCUUCCCCGAGGCGGCGAGGCCUUCCCCGAGGCGGCGAGGCCUUCCCCGAGGCGGCGAGGCCUUCCCCGAGGCAGCGAGGCCUUCCCCGAGGCGGCGAGGCCUUCCCUACAGCAGCGAGGCCUUCCCUACAGCAGCGAGGCCUUCCCUACAGCAGCGAGGCCUUCCCUGAGGCGGCGAGGCCUUCCCUACAGCAGCGAGGCCUUCCCUACAGCAGCGAGGCCUUCCCCGAGGCGGCGAGGCCUUCCCCGAGGCGGCGAGGCCUUCCCUACAGCAGUGAGGCCUUCCCCGAGGCGGCGAGGCCUUCCCUACAGCAGCGAGGCCUUCCCUACAGCAGCGAGGCCUUCCCCGAGGCGGCGAGGCCUUCCCCGAGGCGGCGAGGCCUUCCCUACAGCAGCGAGGCCUUCCCUACAGCAGCGAGGCCUUCCCCGAGGCGGCGAGGCCUUCCCCGAGGCGGCGAGGCCUUCCCUACAGCAGCGAGGCCUUCCCCGAGGCGGCGAGGCCUUCCCUACAGCAGCGAGGCCUUCCCCGAGGCGGCGAGGCCUUCCCCGAGGCAGCGAGGCCUUCCCUACAGCAGCGAGGCCUUCCCCGAGGCGGCGAGGCCUUCCCUACAGCAGCGAGGCCUUCCCCGAGGCGGUGAGGCCUUCCCCGAGGCACGAGGCCUUCCCCGAGGCGGCGAGGCCUUCCCCGAGGCGGCGAGGCCUUCCCUACAACAGCGAGGCCUUCCCUACAGCAGCGAGGCCUUCCCCGAGGCGGCGAGGCCUUCCCUACAGCAGCGAGGCCUUCCCUACAGCAGCGAGGCCUUCCCCGAGGCGGCGAGGCCUUCCCCGAGGCGGCGAGGCCUUCCCUACAGCAGCGAGGCCUUCCCUACAGCAGCGAGGCCUUCCCCGAGGCGGCGAGGCCUUCCCUACAGCAGCGAGGCCUUCCCCGAGGUGGCGAGGCCUUCCCUACAGCAGCGAGGCCUUCCCUACAGCAGCGAGGCCUUCCCCGAGGCAGCGCUGCGCAGCGGGGGCCGGCGAGCGGAGGGCAGCGGAGCGCAGGCGGAGCCCGGGCCGGCCGCCGCCGCGGGGCGGUUGAACGGCAACUUUUGA
Molecule: messenger RNA, 2346 nt
Organism: Dryobates pubescens (Downy woodpecker)
Lineage: Eukaryota; Metazoa; Chordata; Aves; Piciformes; Picidae
Product: basic proline-rich protein-like
Exons: 6
Coding region: 1-2346 (781 amino acids)
Source: RefSeq, a predicted model, not a curated record